Molecule: messenger RNA, 2586 nt
Organism: Symbiodinium sp. CCMP2592
Lineage: Eukaryota; Dinophyceae; Suessiales; Symbiodiniaceae
Source: the annotation of a GenBank genome assembly
AUGCCGCCCAAGAAAAAGGCCGGUGCGAAGGCCAAGGUCAGCGCAAAGGCAAGUUCGUCUGCCGCGGAUGCGAAUCAGGGCGAGGAGGUGACAGCCACCCUUCCAGAGAAUUUAAACUUGGAGCACGAUGCAGCAGUCAACCGUGCGAUCGAGAACAUCCUUGGAUGUCCGGCAUUCGCCGAUAUCCUGACUGCUGCGCCCAUCGGCAUCAGCACGACUGACGUUGAUGCCUUUGAGCAGAAGAAGUAUGACGCGGCGUUCUUUCGCCACGGGAAGUAUGCUGCGGCCGGAAACCUCUUCUGGCUGAAUCUGAGGUGGAGUCCCGCCAAAAGCGUACCUACCAAUCGCAAUGGGGUGAAGAUGCUGCAGGCAAGGAUUAAACGGGAGAGGAGCUUCGACUACAACCUCGUCGUUGCAGUGGCUCCUGAUGGUGCCUUGGAGCUCGGGAACCUCCGAAGGAUCUCGGCACAGGAGUACGACGAGGCCUUGCUCUUGCUGGUGAGUGAAGUGAUCGAUGCGGCCCCAGACGUGUCGGAGCUUCUGUCCCUGGGCUGUAUAGGAGACCUCGCAAGUCUCACCAGCGCGGCUUGCGGUGUUGUUUCAGACUGGUAUGUGACUGCGAGGUUCUGGCGCAAAAUCGUGCUUUCCGUGACCUUGUGCUUCGAGCAGCAUGCGAGUCCCAUGGACGCCUUCAUCAGAAGCGCGAUUGUCAAUCUCCGCAACGAUAUUGCCGACGAGUUCGAAGCUGUGCUUCGCAGUGGACCACAGAGAAUCAUGGAACUCAUGCUGUUCCGGAAGCGUUUGGAGGCCGCCAAGGGAGGUGGCAAAAUCACCAACGAGCAGGUGUACGAGGCCUGGAUCCGCCAGAUCCCGAAUCGGGAAUCCAAGGUGCUGGAGAAGGUGAGCCUGGAUUUCGUCUGCGCUGCGCAGAAGAUCUAUACCAGGCUUCUUCAGGACAGCGAUUUGCGAAGCUUGGUCUUCCAGUUGGAAGAAAGCUGGGGCAAGGCCAGCCCUUUUUGCCAGCUUGGGACUUUGGAAAAAGUCGUGGUCAAGGCGACGCCGAUCGGCUGGACCCUUCGCACCGUGAAGUUCAUGCUUGAGACACAGAUAGCCUUUCCUCGCGACUUCAACGCCAGCACGCUGGACCCUCCGCGUGGCAAGGGCCUCAUCACGCUGUUCAACUUCAAGCACGAACUGCUGCAGCACCUGCUGACGUCAUUUCUGGAGUCGCUGCCGAUGCCAUUCGAUGACAAAAAGGAGAUUCGAGACCGGUGCUCCUCGCACCAGCUCUUCCUGGACAACUCGCGUCCCGAGAACAUGCAGUGGCAAAGCACAGUGAGUGAGGCUGCGCGGAAGGUUAUCGCCUUCCUGAAGGCAGAUGUCUACGGUGUGACCAACGACGGCCACUACAAGACUUCCCUGCGCGGUACCAUUGUUUUCAAAGACUUGUUGACGCAAUGCUCCCACUUGGCCGACAGUCUUGAUGAAAUCCAGACUCUGCAUGGCCAACAAAGGGAUGGUGGCUCCGGGAGUGGCAGGCCAGCACCAGAUUGGUUUCGCAUUGCAUGGAGGGAACACAUCCAGACAACAACGGACCAAUUCGUGAAGCUCAUUCCUGACACUUCAUCCUCCUACACAGAGCUGGCAGCGGCUCUCGGCAACACGGUGGUGAAGAGCUGCAGGCCGUAUGAUGCAAAUCUCCCGCCCACCGCUCCUUCGCAGGGAUCUGUCAUGUUGUACAUGGACACGAAAACAAUGGGGGAAGCCUCGGCUUUGCCUCAUUGCCGGCUCCCGCCAUUCCAAAAGUCCUGGGUCACCAAGUUCCUCCAUGGCUUCGUGAAAGCUCGCUUCGAGGGCGUGGGUGAGGACCCGAGCCAGGAGGGCGAGCUCAUCAGAGGGGACAUUGUCGCGAUCUUAGACGGGGGCCGCGAGGGCCUCUCGUCGCAAAUCGCCAGCGUCUUCACCAAUUAUGCGGCGACGACGGGCAGCAACAUGAUGACCAAGGCCCGCAAUCCUUUCUAUGUGGUUUACUCUUUGGAGGGUAUCCAAGACAGCAGAGAGCGCAUUCGCGGCAUCUGCAAUCAGAUGGAGUCUAUGAGCAUCUACACUCUCGAUGGGUUGUGGCUUCCCAAGCGCAAGCGCAUUGUGCUCGAUGGCGCCAACAAUGGCAACGUCUUUAACCCUGUUGCAGGGCUAGGCUUGGACCACAAGGAUACCUGGCUUCUCAGCCCAGCUGACCGCAAGAAGGUCUACACCUCAUCUGCGAAAAUCCUGGUUGGGGGGACUGUCCCGGACGCACCGGCGAAGCCCGUGUGCAACGCCGGGGAGCCGGUUUCCUGGCACCUGACGCAUCCGUCUCUGUACCUGGAAGUGCUGAAUGCCUUCAACGUCAAAGUGAUGGUGCAGGCAUACGCCAUGGACCACUUGAUGGCCUUGAAGCGCCUCGUCUGUACUUUACGCAGGCCUGGAGUCCGGCAUUCUUUUACUGCGAGCGUUGCAGCAUCUCAGGUGCGUCGAGCGUCGCAUCCCUUUCGUGGGAAUCGUCUUGAAUGGGGAUCACCUGGAGCUUCUGAAGGCCAAGAUUAA